Molecule: messenger RNA, 867 nt
Organism: Haemonchus placei
Lineage: Eukaryota; Metazoa; Nematoda; Chromadorea; Rhabditida; Trichostrongylidae
Source: the annotation of a GenBank genome assembly
AUGCCGUCAUGUCUUACAUUCAUCGAUUUGAAUGAAGGCUUUGAUACCGUUGAGAAAGAAGCGGUAAUGGAAGCUCUGGGCAACCAGGGUGUUCCUACUCAAUAUGUGAGGAUGCUUCAGGUCAUCAUCAUCGUGAAGAGAGGGGCUCGUACUAUUCCGUCCAAAGUUUUCAAUGCCGCUCUCGAGAACGUCAUGCGUCAUAUGGGAUGGGAAAGCAUGGGAGUGAAGGUCGACGGCCGCUGCAUACAUAAUCUCCGCUUUGCAGAUGACAUCGUGCUCAUAACACCGAACAUCGAGCAGGCGGAACGAAUGCUGGCCGAGUUUGAUAGUGCUUGUGGAAAGAUCGGCUUGAGACUGAACUUAACGAAGACGAUGUUCAUGCGAAACGGAUUGGUACCUGAUGCUCCUUUCAUGCUGAACGGAACGAAUAUCUCCGAAUGCUCCAGCUAUGUGUAUCUUGGUCGAGAAGUCAACAUGAUGAACGACCUAGCUCCGGAGCUGAGCAGACGGAAACGCGCGGCGUGGGGAGCAUUUAAGAACAUCGAGCAGGCGGAACGAAUGCUGGCCGAGUUUGAUAGUGCUUGUGGAAAGAUCGGCUUGAGACUGAACUUAACGAAGACGAUGUUCAUGCGAAACGGAUUGGUACCUGAUGCUCCUUUCAUGCUGAACGGAACGAAUAUCUCCGAAUGCUCCAGCUAUGUGUAUCUUGGUCGAGAAGUCAACAUGAUGAACGACCUAGCUCCGGAGCUGAGCAGACGGAAACGCGCGGCGUGGGGAGCAUUUAAGAACAUCGAGAGAGUAGUAAAGAAAACUAAGAACAUCCGGCUCCGCGUUCACCUUUUCGAUACUGCUUCCUUCCUGCUUUGA